AUGUACAUUGCAUCAAAAAAUUUACUAUUCGAUAGAAAUCACAAAUGGCUGAUUAAUGAAGAAAACAAAGUUUCAUGUGAUGAUUUAAAAUUAGUUUUUAAUGAAAAAUAUGUACAUUUUGACGAUUUUAAUACAACAAAAGUAGCAGACAAUGUGGAUGAUAUUGAAAUUCCUAUCAUUGAUGUACUUAAUAAUCUUAACUUGAGCGUUGACGCUGAUAUCACGGUUUCUAUUACAAAAGACUCUUGGAGAUACGAUCUAUACGAGUUUUUUAAUUUUGGCAAGUGUCGUGGAGGAAGAUAUGUUAUUCAAAAUAUAGGUAAUUGGGACAUAAACAAAGGUAUAAACCUUACAAAGACGUUUAAGUACUAUCGAAGGUGGAAUUUCCAAAAAUUGGCCCUCAAAAUGAUCAUAUCUAUGACUCCUGUACCAAGGGUAUUUCAUCCGGAGAUGUUAAUAGGCAGGAUCCCAGAUCCUGGAGUCGCUAUCAUAAGCCAAACAGGUGCCCAGCUUCUACACGAGAUAGCAGGAAUUCACAAUUUUGGAUACACUUACACCGUAGUCGAUCGUUGGGUUGGCGACUACAAUCGGAACCAUUCAUAUACGGCAACCAACGGUCUAUACUUCCGCGAACACGAUAUAACACCGGUUCUGCGAUUUCUGCCAACACAUUUUUCAAGAUAUGACGUAGUAUUCCCAACUGUCACAUUUAUUGAAACAAGAUACUACUAUAGAAUUCCUUCUUACGGUAUUGGAAAGUUCGAGAAUCAAUUCUUAAGACCACUGUCUACCGCCACCUGGUGGUGCGUGGUAGCCGUAGGAGCACUCUGUGGUAUUGUCUUGAUGCUAUCAGCGAUCGUGGAAAAACGUCCGAUAACCGUUGAUUUUGCGUUAUUCUCAGUCUUAGCAUUGAUUUGCCAGCAAUUUUUUGAAGAAUUUGAGGACAUAAAACGCAUAUCUUCAGCCAGGAAGUUAACAAUAUUAGUAACUGGAUUGUCCUGCCUUCUCAUCUACAAUUAUUACACAAGCAGCGUCGUGAGCUGGCUCCUCAAUGGACCUCCACCCUCCAUUAACUCUUUGUGGGAACUCCUCGAUAGCCCCCUUCAACCAGUUUUUCAAGAUACAGGAUACUCAUAUUCUUGGUUACAGUUGCCGGAUUAUUAUUAUAACAAAAAGAACGCAAAAGCCGAAGAAGUGCUGAAGAAAAGAAUAUUAAAUAUGAAGAGGAAAGGAAACAGUAUCAUUAUACCCGUGAACGAAGGCAUUGAUUUGGUCAGAAAAGGAGGUUAUGUCUACCAUACCGAUGUGAACAGUGCUAAUAGCAGGAUAUCUCAAACUUUUACACAAAGGGAGCUGUGUGAUUUGGAUUCAUUGAAUUCAAUGGAGAAAAAUCUAUUAUACCCGUGUGUACAGAAGCGUAGUCCGUAUAGAGAAUUUUUUAUUUGGAGUCUAUCUCGUCUCAUGGAAAGGGGUAUAAUACGAUGUAUACAACAACGGACAUGGUCUCAUGGCGUGAAAUGUGAAGGGAGUUCUCCGAGAGCUUUAGCUUUGGGAGGUGCUGCUCCAGCGUUUAUACUCCUAGCAGCUGGAUAUAUUUUGGGGACAGUGAUCAUGUUAUUUGAAAGGUAA
Molecule: messenger RNA, 1629 nt
Organism: Vanessa atalanta (red admiral)
Lineage: Eukaryota; Metazoa; Arthropoda; Insecta; Lepidoptera; Nymphalidae
Product: ionotropic receptor 75a-like
Exons: 13
Coding region: 1-1629 (542 amino acids)
Source: RefSeq, a predicted model, not a curated record